AGCGGACUUUUCCUCCAACAGCAGCUGAAACCGCAGACAUGGGAUUAAAUAUCACCGAGCUGCUGCGCUGGAUGGACGCCUAAGGUAGCGUUUAGAGGACGGUACCAGCUUGUGGAGAUUAAGAGAAUUCAGUGGCCAUGCCGUGCGUCCAGACCCAGUGCGGCUCCUCUCCGCAGGGAGCCAGUCCAGCCUCCCAGAGCGCCGGCGGAGAGCGCAGCUGCGACUUCCUCACGCCGGAGUUUGUCAAGUUCAGCAUGGAUCUGACCAACAGCGAGAUGUCCGCGGCGGCGUCGGGCUCCGGCUUCGGCCCCUUGGCGGACACCUACGGCUCCGGGUACGACGUGAAGCCGCCGUGUCUCUUCCAGAUGCCCGUUCAAGCGGAGCUGCCGUGCGUAAAGGUGGAGGACGCUCACGGGUGUCCGCGGUACCAGCCGAGCCAGCAUCACCCGCAGGACGAGCUGCUCUCCUCCCCGAGCUCCGUGUACUAUUACCGCUCUCCCUCCCCGCACUCCUCCAUCACACCCAACUUCCAGACCCCGCCGGGACACAUGUGGGAGGACUCCGGCUCUCUGUACAGCUUCCGGCAGGACUACUUGGCGGCUGCGGCGCACAGGAAAAACGCGCUGUCCAGGUUCUCGCUCUUUUCCCUCAAACAUGCGCAGCAGGGAGCUCAGAGUUUGUCCGCCUGCCAGGUGAAGUUUGACGGAUCCCUCCACGUGUCCAUGAACCUGGACGCGGGAGGAGCGCACCAGCCGCUGGACAGCCCGGGUCUGGGGAAGCAGCCCGGGGUCGGGUUCCCUCACCCCCUGCAGCUCGCCCACGGCCACCACUUUGUGGAGUACCAGAGUUCCGGGGCGCCGGGCAGAGGAGCGCUGAGCCCGGAGGGGCUGUGCGCGGUGUGCGGGGACAACGCAGCCUGUCAGCACUACGGAGUCCGGACCUGUGAGGGCUGCAAAGGCUUCUUCAAGCGUACGGUGCAGAAAAAUGCCAAGUAUGUGUGUCUGGCCGCCAAAAGCUGCCCGGUGGACAAACGCAGGAGGAACCGAUGCCAGUACUGUCGCUUCCAGAAGUGCCUCGCCGUGGGGAUGGUCAAGGAAGUUGUGAGGACCGACGGUCUGAAGGGUCGGAGAGGUCGCCUCCCGUCCAAACCCAGAGCUCCCCCGGACUCGUCUCCGGCCGGCAGCAGCCUCCUCGGCGCCCUCAUCAGGGCCCACGUGGAGUCCAACCCUCCGCCGUCUCGCCUCGACUACUCCAGAUUCAAGCAGAGUCCAGAGAGUCCGCCGGCGGACGACGCGCAGCACGUCCGGCAGUUCUACGAGCUGCUGACCAGAUCGAUGGAGGUGAUUCGAGGCUGGACGCAGAAGAUCCCCGGAUUCACCUCCCUCCCAAAACACGACCAGGACCUGCUCUUCUACUCGGCCUUCCUGGAGCUCUUCGUCCUCAGACUGUCGUACAGGUCGAACCCAGAGGAAGGGAAGCUGAUCUUCUGUGACGGCUCGGUGUGGCACCGGCUGCAGUGCCUCCGAGGCUUCGGCGAGUGGAUCGACAGCAUCGUCGAAUUCUCCGCCAAUCUGCAGAGGAUGAACCUGGACGUCUCCACCUUCUCCUGCAUAUGCACCCUCGCCCUGGUCACCGAGCGUCACGGCCUGAAGGAGCCCAAGAAGGUGGAGGACCUGCAGAACAACGUGGUCCGAUGCCUGAAGGACGGCGGCUCGACGGACGGAGGCUCCGGCUGCUGGUCCAACCACCUGUCCAGGCUGCUGGAGAAGCUGCCCGAACUGCGCACUCUGUGCAUCCAGGGCCUGCAGAGGAUUUUCUACCUGAAGCUGGAGGAUCUGGUGCCGCCGCCUGCAAUCAUAGAUAAGUUAUUCCUCGACACGCUGCCCUUUUAGAGCCGCUCACGGGGACGCUUUUCUGCGGUUUUCUCAGCGGCGGCGCCUCUUUUGCUUCAAUCCCAGCAUCCCUUUCUGACUAUUCGGGCUUUGAGAGAACAUUUUUAAAACUAAUACUGAGCCGGUAAAUCACGUUUUUAAGAAGCAGAAGCAAUUCGUUUCAAGAAUUGUGGCCACUUAACCUGUAAGCAUGCUGAUCUCUUUCCCUAGUUUCACUGCGAGACUGAAAAACGUUGAUUUUUUUUUUUUUUACAUCAUUAUUAUUAUUAUUAUUAUUGUUUACAUUGUGAGUGGAGCUGCCCGUCAGGCCAAAGUGAUGGACUGUGAGCGGAACAAACGAUGUGUUCAGCAGGUGAGCAGCCUUAUUUUACACUCCUCAGCUUGUAUAGAUGCGUUUUGAUACGAGAUGAUCCGCCAUGUUUAGGUUGUUCCUUCUAACACAUAUUAGUCACAUAGUGGUUCAGACCCUCUCACGGUCUGUUGUGUUCUCACGGUGAGCUGUCAUUGUCCAUGCUUUAAUAAAGAAAUGACUGGAAAUUAAG
Stegastes partitus (bicolor damselfish) is the source of this 2434-nucleotide messenger RNA. Its product is annotated as nuclear receptor subfamily 4 group A member 2-like. Gene Ontology annotation, cellular component: nucleus; transcription regulator complex. Gene Ontology annotation, biological process: dopaminergic neuron differentiation; regulation of transcription by RNA polymerase II; central nervous system neuron differentiation. The coding region runs from base 138 to 1892 and encodes 584 amino acids. Gene Ontology annotation, molecular function: RNA polymerase II cis-regulatory region sequence-specific DNA binding; nuclear glucocorticoid receptor binding; nuclear receptor activity. The transcript has 8 exons. The record is from RefSeq and is a predicted model, not a curated record. Lineage: Eukaryota; Metazoa; Chordata; Actinopteri; Pomacentridae.